Salvia hispanica is the source of this 2033-nucleotide messenger RNA. NCBI's taxonomy places the organism in Eukaryota, Viridiplantae, Streptophyta, Magnoliopsida, Lamiales, Lamiaceae. The record is from RefSeq and is a predicted model, not a curated record.
CACCUAAAUUAAUUUGACUUAUUAAACACAAGGCGUGUAUGGACUAUAAAUAUUGAAUUCCCAAAUAUUUUCAUACCCAAAAUCAACAAACGCACAUAAAUAGACUUAUUCAACAUUCUUCUUUCAAACUCUACGACUAAUUUAGUUUUUUUCCCCCUAAACCUGCAAAAUAUAUUAAUAUUCCCACAUCUUCAUCAAAUCAUUCAUCCACCUUUAAUGUUGAUUCCUACCUCCUCCGAUUCUCCCGAAUUUCCAACUCUUAUCUCUUAAAUCAAUUUUUUUUGUUCAGCUGCUCUCAUAUUCUCAUCGUUUACGCCAUGUUUAGUUUCGUGAAUUUCGGUAUACUUAUUUUGUCUAUCGUUUUUCUGGUAGUGGUUUCGAAGUUCUUGUCUACAACAAGUUUAAUCCACUCGUUGAAGAAGGUAUGGCGUUGGCUGCAGGAGAAGUGCUAUGUCUACCAGUUCUACAAGGUGCCGAAAUUCAACGAAAACAUGCAGGAGAAUCAAUUGUACCGAAAGGUUAGCACGUACCUGAAUUCUCUGCCGUCCGUCGAAGAUUCAGAUUUCGCGAACCUUUUCGCCGGCACCAAGCCGACUGAAAUCAACCUGGUUCUCGACGAGAAUCAGACCGUGACGGAUCAAUUCCUCGGCGCCAGAGUGUUUUGGAGGAGCGAAAACGGCGAGAGAGAGGGCGAGAAGUCGCUGGUGCUGAAGAUCAGGAAGAACGAUAAGCGGAGGGUUCUGGUGCAGUAUUUGCAGCAUAUUCAUCAGACGUUUGAUGAGAUUGAGCAGAAGCUGAAGGAGGUGAGGCUGUUCGUCAACGUAGACGACGGGACGGAGAGGAACGGGCGGUGGAGGUCGACCUCGUUCACGCAUCCGGCGACGAUGGAAACGAUGGUGAUGGACGCGGAUCUGAAAUCGAAAAUCAAAUCGGAUUUAGAGAAUUUUUUGAAGUCCAGGCAGUAUUACCACCGAUUAGGCCGCGUCUGGAAGCGGAGCUACCUGCUGUACGGUGCGGCGGGGACGGGGAAAUCGACAUUCAUCGCCGCGAUGGCGAAGUUCCUCAGCUACGACGUGUACGAGAUCAACCUCCACAAGGUGCGAAACGACGCCGAUUUGAAGUACCUCCUCCUCCAAACGACGAAAAAGUCGCUGCUGGUGAUCGAGGAUCUCGAUCGCCAUCUGGAGGAUAAAUCGACGGCGCUGAGCCUCUCCGGAGUCCUCAACUUCAUGGACGGAAUAUUCUCGAGCUGCGGCGAGGAGAGAGUGAUGGUGUUCACGAUGAACAGCAAGGAAAACGUGUGCGCGUCGAUCCUACGCCCCGGGAGAAUCGACGUCCACAUCAACUUCCCCCUGUGCGAUUUCAGCGCGUUUAAGAAUUUGGCAAACAGUCAUCUCGGACUGAAGGAGCACAAAUUAUUCCCGCAGGUGGAGGAGAUUUUCCAAACCGGAGCGACGCUGAGCCAGGCGGAGAUCGGGGAGAUCAUGAUAUCGAACCGGGGCUCGCCUAGCCGGGCGCUGAAAACCGUAAUCACGGCGCUGCAGGGGAAUCUGGCGUCUCGGGUCGGGAAGAGAUUGAGCGGGUCCAGAUCCGGGUCGGGUCGGACACAGGAGGAAGCGGAGGAAGCGGUGAAGGAGGGGCAAAAUGGUAUUCUUCACCCAAUGAAGGAUAUUAAGAAUUUUUAUGGGCUUUUGAGGAACAGGAGCAGUAGAAAGGCGUCCAUGGAUAAAUUUGAGAUCGAUCUCAAUGAUCGAGAAAAUUCGGCACAUGGUGCUUGAGUCCGAUUUGUUCGGGCUUCUGAAUUUUGAAACCCAUUUAUCUUUCUUAUUUGUAUAGGUAUAUCUGUUCAUUGUUCUUUUAUUUAUGAUUUUUGUUAAGUCAUUUAGGUUUUUAUAUUUUAAGAUAGAAAAUUAGCACCCUCGAACACAGCUUGUAGAUGGAAAAUCUGUAAGGAGAAGACAACCUAUGGGCUUCUUUUGAUUGAUUUCAUCAAUAUUUUCUUUUAUCAAGAUGUUCUUUGAUGAUUUAGCUUA